UUUUCUUUUUAAUAGCUGCUGUCGAAUAACCCAGGCUAAAUCCUGUCGGGAAGGACACACGCUGACAGUCUCCACUGACUGUUUAUUUCCUUCAGCUGCAGCUUUUCGGUGACUUGUGUUAUUCCACAUACAGUAGCAGGUGAAUGUAGCAAUGCAUGAAAAACAUGUCUCACAAAGACGAUAGUGAAGGGAAAAGGAGCUCUCACCACACUGAAUUGUACGCCAGUGUCCCUCGAACAUGCCUGCCCAUCGUGUACCACCCAGACUACAACAUCACCUUCAUGGGCCUUGAAAAGCUCCAUCCAUUUGAUGCUGGGAAGUGGGGGAAAGUCAUUUGCUUCUUGAAAGAGGAGCACUUCAUCAAUGAUGGGAACAUAGUGGGAGCCCUUGAAGCUACUGAGGAGGAUCUGCUGGUGGUUCACACCAAACACUACCUCAACAGAUUAAAGUGGUCUCUGGUGGUGGCAACUAUCACAGAAAUCCCACCUCUCCUGUUUCUGCCUAAUUUCCUGGUGCAGCGGAAGGUGUUGAAGCCUUUGCGGACACAGACAGGAGGAACAAUAAUGGCAGGAAAAUUAGCUGUUGAACGAGGGUGGGCCGUAAAUGUAGGAGGAGGCUUCCACCACUGCUCCAGUGACAGGGGAGGGGGCUUUUGUGCCUACGCGGACAUCACUCUGGCCAUCAAAUUUCUGUUCGAGAGAGUGGAAGGCAUCUCCAGGGCUACCAUCAUCGAUCUGGAUGCUCAUCAGGGAAAUGGACACGAACGCGACUUCAUGGAUGACAGGCGAGUGUUCAUCAUGGAUAUGUAUAAUCGCUACAUAUAUCCUGGGGAUGGAUACGCAAAAAGAGCCAUAAAGAGGAAGGUAGAGCUGGACUGGGGCACUGAAGACUCUGAGUAUCUUCAGAAAGUAGAGCUCCACUCCGAGGGAGCUCUGAAUGAGGUCCGACCUGACAUCAUUGUCUAUAAUGCAGGGACAGACAUCUUGGAUGGGGACCCACUUGGAGGACUCUCCAUAUCACCACAGGGCAUUGUAAAGAGAGAUGAGAUUGUGUUCAGGGCUGCAAGGAGACGGGGCAUCCCUAUACUCAUGGUAACAUCUGGGGGAUACCAGAAAAAAACAGCCCGCAUCAUCGCCGACUCCAUUCUCAACUUACACCAGCAGGGCCUGAUUGGAGCAGAGGCUCUGGAGGGGGAGGGGUCAUCAUCUCUGGUGACCAGUAUGAUGUGCAGCUCUGGACCUGCAGGAUCAACAUUCACUGCUGUCUGAGGGGCAUUAACACUCACAGGUGUGGCCUCCACAGCUGUGACAUAUGAUGGCAGUGAAUUAACUUUAUAUUGUGCAGUGAUUGUGUGAAAGCAGCAAUGAUAUUGUGAGGAAUGUUUGUUAUUUUGUUUGUGUG
Seriola dumerili (greater amberjack) is the source of this 1401-nucleotide messenger RNA. It is a transcript of the gene hdac11, whose product is annotated as histone deacetylase 11. Bases 156 to 1268 code for a protein of 370 amino acids. The transcript is spliced from 11 exons. The record is from RefSeq and is a predicted model, not a curated record. Gene Ontology annotation, molecular function: histone deacetylase activity. Lineage: Eukaryota; Metazoa; Chordata; Actinopteri; Carangiformes; Carangidae.